Eremothecium cymbalariae DBVPG#7215 is the source of this 1536-nucleotide messenger RNA. It is a transcript of the gene MSN1, whose product is annotated as Msn1p. The transcript has a single exon. Bases 1 to 1536 code for a protein of 511 amino acids. NCBI's taxonomy places the organism in Eukaryota, Fungi, Ascomycota, Saccharomycetes, Saccharomycetales, Saccharomycetaceae. The record is from RefSeq and is a predicted model, not a curated record. Gene Ontology annotation, biological process: positive regulation of ribosomal protein gene transcription by RNA polymerase II. Gene Ontology annotation, molecular function: DNA-binding transcription factor activity, RNA polymerase II-specific; RNA polymerase II cis-regulatory region sequence-specific DNA binding.
AUGGAUAUGUCAUCGAACAUAGAGCUGGAGGGAUUGGAGCGGCGGGUUUUGGAUUUAGAGAGGCAGAUUUCUAUGUACGAACGAUUAUUUCAAACAUUUAGUGCCAAGUUAGACCACCAUUUCAAAAAAUAUGACCUUGUGCUUAAUGCUCAGCAGCAGCAGAUAAAUGUUCUCACGGAUGUUGUCAGUACGAUGUUGAACGACCAGUAUAGAUAUGCAGGCGUACUACGAGAUAAGCUUGCGGGAUCUUUGGAUGGGAUAAUAACGACAUCUGGUUCCAUUGGCACCAUCCAGCCGAAUGGGAGUAUGCUUCAUACGCAGCAGCAUACGCAGCAGCAGCAUACGCAGCAUCAGCAUCAGCAAGAACGUCAAGAGCCGCAGGCGCAGACGGGGCAACCGUCGCGGUGCCAAGGAGAGUCGCAGUCUGGAGGGCAGUCGCAACAGCAGCAACAUACGGGGGGGCAACAGGUGGGACAGGAAGCGCGGCAGAUACCAGAGCAUCGGAGAAAGCUAUCCAAGAACAGCCACGGCCAUCCGUCGAGUCAGGAUGAGGAUGAAAGGGAUCUGACGAACGUGGAUGCGAUCUUGGGGGAGUUUAUUCCUCCCCAGGUGUCUCCUGAUGAUGAAGAGAUGCAGGGGGGUUCUGUGCCGACCGCUGGUACAGCUUCGAGUUCAGCAGGUGCCAAACGCAAUGGCAUGAAGAAGCAUUCCAAAGGACCCAUUGAACACAAGUUUAUUAUAUCCAACGGGCGUAAGAGCAGUAGCAGGGGAGGGGGCGACGCAGGCGUCGCCGGUAGCCAUCACGUGGUUUCCAAGCGUCGCAGAGGCGACUUUGUUCCCCACAAGGAGUACGAAUUUCGAGAUGAUGAGUUCUCCACUCUCGGUACAGAUUCUCACCACGGCCUGGAAUCUGGUGCUGCCACCUCUCUUACGGACUCCUACUCUCAGCAAGUUGACGAUGACCACCCUCACCGACACCAGCAGCAACCUCAGCGACCCCAACCCCAAUCUCAAUCUCAGCAGCAACAGCAACCACAACAACCGCAGCAGCAGCAUGAACAUCAAAGGCCUGAUUCGGUCUCCAUUCCACCCGGCGAGGAGUCUCCAGCUCUCUCCUCCGCUCCUUCUUCUUCCUCCCACCUGGACACAAACGUCAAAGAGGAACAAUACUACACCCAUAGAGGUCUCAAGAAGAAACGCAAGAUCUAUGUCGGCAAAUUUGAAUUCCUUAACUCCCCCCAAACUGUCAUGGAUAUCUGGAAGGAAUAUACAGAAGGUUACAACGGCCAGCCGUCUCUACGAGACAUGGAACUCAUGUACCAAACAAGCUGGCGCCGCGAUGCUGCCGUUAACAAGCGCUUCCAUCGUCGGAAGGUCCUAUGUAAGGCAAUAGAGCGUGGUCUGGAGCGUGGUUACGACCUCAAUGAUGUCGUUCGUGUUUUAGAAGAAAGCAGGAUCAUUGAUUCUGCCAGGAAUCUCAAACAACCUAUUGGAUGGUUAUGCCAGGGCGUGAACAUUCCGGACAUGUUUAAGUAA